CAACUGUCCAACAACCCACAAUUGACCCUCGAACAACCCACUCCGGACGAUUACUCCACCAACCCAGUCGAUCUCGCAGGAAUCAAAGCCUCCCCAGAUUUCCAUCCCCCCAGCGCCGACCCACACAUCGAUACACCCACCGAUCACACGACUACCUCAACAGCCCACCCGCAUUCGAACGACGAGCUUCCAACCGACUUCUCUCUCCACCGCCAACAAAGCCUGGUCGAUAGCACAGAUGCGGCCGUUAUAAACACGCUCAUCCACAACCCGACCGUGGCCGACAGCUCUGUCGUUCUUCCAGGCAUUUCCUCUUCCGCUUCAUCCAGCAUGGCAACUUCUGCGCGUCGCAAGAUAUGGGUCAAGCGACCCGGCGCAUCGGCAACUCUCGUCCAGAUCAAAGAGGAUGAUUUAGUGGAUGAUGUGCGGGACAUGAUAUUGAGGAAAUAUGCCAACUCGCUGGGCAAAACUUUUGAUGCACCGGACAUGACACUUCGCAUCGCUACUCGCCUUGUGCAUGGUAGUGCUCGCGACGAGCGACUGCUUGGACCCGAGGAGGACAUGUGUCACACAAUAGACACCUACUAUCCUGGAGGUCAAACAGUGGAAGAGGCGCUGCUCAUAGAUGUGCCGCAAAAGAGGACGCCAAAACCGUCACCUCGGCCAUACCAACAUAUGAGUUACCACGCCAUGGACGAGUUCCGUCCGGCGGAGAAUGGGACUGAUUAUUUCCCGCCUAUGCCGGCCGUCAUACAGCCGACCCUGCCACAGACGGCGUUACCUCACACCCGAGACCCUCACCAUAAUCUCGCUCCCGAACACCCUCGAUCGAUGGCCGUAGUCAACACUGGUCAAAUCCCACCGAUACCAUCUCCAGGCGGCGUGGCGCGUCGACAUCGUGCCGACCGGGAGCAUCGCCCGAAAUAUGGACGACAACAUACCUCUUCACCAACCAUACUCAGCCACAACCCGACCACAGGUGUUUCCAUGCCUGCGACCCAUCGAUCAUCGAACCGACCACGCAAUGGAUCCUCGGCGUCUGAAAGCGUCCAUGCCAAUGGCGUGCCCGUUGCACCACCACUUCCAAGUCCUGCCGCACCUGAGGCACAACCGACAGCAAAGACAAUAUCUACCCCAUCUACACCUUUGGGAGGCGCUGCGCCAAACACAAACCGCUCCGCACGACCUCGUAAGACGCGGCGGCAGACACCUGACAAAGCCACGUCACUUUCUCGCAAUCGUCAGGAAGCCGAUGUCUAUCCUGCCUUGCCGAGCAUUUCCAGCAUGCUAGAUGCCUCUGUACCUCCGAUCAACGUACUCAUUGUGGAGGACAACAUCAUCAAUCUUCGCAUUCUGGAAGGGCUGAUGAAGAGACUCAAAGUUCGAUGGCAGACCGCAAUGAAUGGUCAGAUUGCCGUGGAUAAGUGGAGAUCUGGAGGCUACCAUCUGGUGUUGAUGGACAUUCAAAUGCCCAUCAUGAACGGACUUCAGGCCACCAAGGAAAUUCGCAGGCUGGAACGAGUCAACGGUAUCGGCGUCUUCUCGUCUUCCGCGCCUAACAGUCCCGCCGAACUUGAUGUCGCCACAACGAAUGGACGCCCUGGGGAGAAGAAAGAAGCCGUCAAGCACGACCCUGCAGACGACAAGCUCGCCAUGGAAGAAGGCCUCUUCAAAUCGCCCAUCAUCAUCGUCGCUCUGACCGCCUCCUCCCUUCAAUCCGAUCGUCACGCCGCGCUGGCCGCAGGCUGUAACGACUACCUCACCAAGCCCGUCGACUUCGUCUGGCUGGAAAGAAAAGUCAAGGAGUGGGGUUGCAUGCAGGCGCUCAUCGACUUUGACGGAUGGCGGAAGUGGAAGGACUUUGCGGCCAAAGCGGACGCCGGUAAGACGGAGGAGCAGAGGCAGAAGGAUCGCGAGCUGGAGGAGAAGCAGAAAAUAAAAGCGGAGAAGAUGGCGAAACUGCAAGAAAAACAAAAAGCGAGGCAGGAGGAGUUGCAGAGAGAAAAGGAGAGGAAGAAGAGGGAGAGUUUGCAGGGUGCGGACAGUGUGCCGGGCCUGGCGCCUGAGGCUGCGCAGGAGACGGCUGCUGCUGCUUCGUGA
Zymoseptoria tritici IPO323 is the source of this 2100-nucleotide messenger RNA. RefSeq names its product Two-component response regulator SSK1p (gene MgSsk1). The transcript has 2 exons. Gene Ontology annotation, molecular function: protein kinase activator activity; phosphorelay response regulator activity. The record is from RefSeq and is a predicted model, not a curated record. Gene Ontology annotation, cellular component: Mcs4 RR-MAPKKK complex. NCBI's taxonomy places the organism in Eukaryota, Fungi, Ascomycota, Dothideomycetes, Mycosphaerellales, Mycosphaerellaceae. Gene Ontology annotation, biological process: osmosensory signaling via phosphorelay pathway. The coding region runs from base 331 to 2100 and encodes 589 amino acids.